AAGCGCGCGCCGGAACGCCUUGGGUUGUCGCCGAGGGGGCGGGGAAUCCGCGGGCGGAAGCGGAAGUGACGACAGAAGCAGGGGCGGAGACGCAAGAUGGCGGCUGUGGUGCUCGUGGCUACGCGGUUGCUGCGGGGGUCGGGUUGUUGGAGCGGCUCGCGGCUGAGGUUUGGACCUUCUGCGUACAGACGGUUUAGUAGUGGUGGUGCCUAUCCCAACAUCCCCCUCUCUUCUCCUUUACCUGGAGUACCCAAGCCUGUUUUUGCUACAGUUGAUGGACAGGAAAAGUUUGAAACCAAAGUAACCACAUUGGAUAAUGGGCUUCACGUGGCAUCUCAGAAUAAGUUUGGACAGUUUUGUACAGUAGGAAUUCUUAUUAAUUCAGGAUCAAGAUAUGAAGCAAAAUAUCUUAGUGGAAUUGCUCACUUUUUGGAAAAAUUGGCAUUUUCGUCUACUGCUCGAUUUGACAGCAAAGAUGAAAUUCUGCUUACACUGGAAAAGCACGGGGGUAUUUGUGACUGCCAGACAUCAAGAGACACCACGAUGUAUGCUGUGUCUGCUGAUAGCAAAGGCUUGGACACGGUGGUCGGCUUACUGGCUGAUGUGGUUCUGCAGCCUCGGCUAACAGAUGAGGAAGUCGAGAUGACGCGGAUGGCGGUCCAGUUUGAGCUGGAGGACCUGAACCUGCGACCUGACCCAGAGCCACUUCUCACUGAGAUGAUUCAUGAAGCGGCUUACAGGGAGAACACAGUUGGCCUCCACCGUUUCUGCCCCACAGAAAACAUAGCCAAGAUCAAUCGGGAGGUGCUGCAUUCCUACCUGAGGAACUACUACACUCCCGACCGCAUGGUGCUGGCCGGUGUGGGUGUGGAGCACGAACAUCUGGUGGACUGUGCCCGGAAGUACCUCCUGGGAGUCCAGCCGGCCUGGGGGAGCGCAGAGGCCGUGGAUGUUGACAGAUCCGUGGCACAGUACACUGGGGGGAUUGCCAAGCUAGAAAGAGACAUGUCCAAUGUCAGCCUGGGCCCGACCCCCAUCCCCGAGCUCACGCACAUCAUGGUUGGACUGGAGAGCUGCUCCUUCCUGGAGGAGGACUUCAUCCCCUUUGCAGUGUUGAACAUGAUGAUGGGCGGAGGCGGCUCCUUCUCAGCCGGCGGGCCUGGCAAGGGCAUGUUCUCCAGGCUCUACCUCAACGUGCUCAACAGGCACCACUGGAUGUAUAACGCGACCUCCUACCACCACAGCUACGAGGACACUGGCCUCCUCUGCAUCCAUGCCAGCGCCGACCCGAGACAGGUUCGAGAAAUGGUAGAAAUCAUCACAAAGGAGUUUAUUUUGAUGGGCGGAACCGUGGACGCGGUGGAGCUGGAACGAGCCAAGACGCAGCUGACGUCCAUGCUCAUGAUGAACCUGGAGUCCAGGCCUGUGAUCUUCGAGGAUGUGGGGAGGCAGGUGCUGGCCACUCGCUCCAGAAAGCUGCCGCAUGAGCUGUGCACGCUCAUCCGCAACGUGAAGCCGGAAGACGUGAAGAGAGUUGCUUCUAAGAUGCUCCGAGGGAAGCCGGCAGUGGCCGCCCUGGGUGACCUGACUGACCUGCCCACGUACGAGCACAUCCAGACUGCCCUGUCGAGCAAGGACGGACGCCUGCCCAGGACGUACCGGCUCUUCCGGUAGAGCCGCUCCCCGGCCUGACAGACCCAGGGGCUGCAGCUGGAGCCUGUUCCUGUGCGUGUUAGUUUGGACACGAAUUUAGUUUAAAAAGCUGUCUGGUUGUAUGAACAGUGCAAACAAUGUCACCACAGCACCCACGCAGUUUGCGUUGCUUCAGAACUCAAUGUGCCGAUCAGUGGAGUCAGUGUUGUGCCUGACCGCCGCAAGCCAGCAAGCAGGUGCAGUGCCCAGCGCUGGAGUGCAGCGUGCCGUGGGGAGGCCGGUCAGUGCUCCCCCUCCUCAGGGGCUCUGGGCACACGGGGCUCCACAGGUUCCUUGGAGGAGCCCUGAGCCGGGAAGCAGCGGAGGCCAGCCUAUCAGAGCCUCCCUGGAGGCCACCGUGCUCCUGUGUUGGCACCAGGACCCACCUCUGACAAACAGGACAAGGUGAGGGCCCAGUCUGCUCCGAGGAGAGCGGUCCAUGCGUGUGCACGCGGCUUCCCUGGUAAUAAACAGCUGGCAUCUU
This is a messenger RNA of Mandrillus leucophaeus (drill), 2176 nucleotides long. It is a transcript of the gene PMPCA, whose product is annotated as peptidase (mitochondrial processing) alpha. Bases 97 to 1674 code for a protein of 525 amino acids. NCBI's taxonomy places the organism in Eukaryota, Metazoa, Chordata, Mammalia, Primates, Cercopithecidae. Gene Ontology annotation, molecular function: metal ion binding; metalloendopeptidase activity. Gene Ontology annotation, cellular component: mitochondrion. The record is from RefSeq and is a predicted model, not a curated record. The transcript is spliced from 13 exons.